Molecule: messenger RNA, 2135 nt
Organism: Meleagris gallopavo (turkey)
Lineage: Eukaryota; Metazoa; Chordata; Aves; Galliformes; Phasianidae
Gene: FBLIM1
Product: filamin binding LIM protein 1
Biological process (GO): cell-cell adhesion
Cellular component (GO): focal adhesion; stress fiber
Molecular function (GO): filamin binding
Source: RefSeq, a predicted model, not a curated record
CCCCAGGUGCGGGGUUGAGGACAUCCCCGCUGGGACUGGGACGCCCCAGUGUGGGACACGGGACUCUGCACGAGGGGGGAUAAAGGCGGCAGAGAACUGUCCUGGGACGGGACGGGGUACCGAGAACCGCCCCCAGGGAGGGAAACGGGGGUCCCAGGUAGGGGAGGGGACACUGAGGCCAUCGCCACAGUCCCCACAGCGUCCUCCGAGGGCUGGGGGGUGGCGUGCGGGAUCUGUUGGGGCAGAGGGGGUGUAGGAGAGCCUUCUCCCACUCCAAUUUGGGGAGAGGUGCCCCAUAAGCAGCCUCCACCCCAUUGAUCCCACCCCCUCUGGCACCCAUGAUUUUGGGGUGUCUCUCACAGGAUACCACAGCCCCAUCCCAGCAUAGCCACAGCCACCCCAAAACAGGAAGGUGCUGUCCUCCUGUUGCGCGGGCACCCCACAAAAAGCAGAGUGCAGACCCCAGAGGUGCCACCCUCCAGCUUUAGCCACUCUGGUGGGCGGCAGUGGGGCAGCAAUGGGGCCGCUGGCGGCUGGGCUGCCCCAGCACAAAGAGGAAUGCGCCGAGCACAUGGUUCACAUUAGCCCUGCAGAUUGAUUUUUUUUUCCCCUUUAUUUUCCGCGGGGAGCAGGUGAAGGUUUGCGUGCAGGGCGAGGGCUGGCAGCGCCGGGACCCGUUUAGGUUCCGCCGGCGGGGAGGGAGGGAGCGCAGCCACUCCGGAUUCUCCUUUUUCCUCCCUUUUCUUUGAGUCAGAGGCUGAAGUCAGCAGUGUGCCCGUCCCACAGCGAUUUCCCCACUGCACAGGAUGUGGGGAUGCCCGUGAGCCGGAUUUAGGGAAGCAGAGCUGCCACGCGCUGAAUACGGAGUGCUGCAUGAGACCAGGCAACUCAUCACACAGCCCAUGUCCAGCCCCUCUGCCGUUUCUGCGAUGCUGCCCAGGAAGGCAGAGAAGAGGAUGGCUUCAUCUGUCUUCAUCACCCUGGCGUCCCCACAGAGGGAGGCAGCCCCCAGGGAGCAGCCCUGCGCAGGGGUGUCACUGGCUGUCCCCGAGGGCAGCCCUCGCCCCCCAAUGACCCCGGCGCUGCCCAACGGAGAAUCCUGCCCUCGCUCUCCAGCAGUGCCUUCAUCCCCACCAGCUCUCAUCCUCUCCGAAGCGCCCCAGCCCCUCUCCGCGGAGGCACUGGCUCCAGCUCUGCAGCAACUGGACCUUGCGGCACCCACCACGGUGCAGGCUCCUUUUGCCUUCCCUGCUGAACUGAGGCCUCUCCAAGUUUGCCAGGGACAAGCAGACAAGCUGCAAUGGCAAGGUGCAAAUGGGCACAUGGAGAGGGACAGCUCUCGAGACAUCUGCGCCUUCUGCCACAAAGCCGUGGGCCCACAGGAGCCAACGGUGGAGGCGAUGCGGAAGCAGUACCACGCUGACUGCUUCACCUGCCGGACCUGCCAGCGACGCCUGGCCGGCCAGCGCUACUAUCAGAGGGAUGGCCGCCCCACCUGCGAUGCCUGCUACCAGGCCACGCUGGAGAAAUGUGCCAAGUGCCAGGGGCUGAUCACUGAGCGCAUCGUGCGUGCCCUGGGCAAAGGCUUCCACCCCGGCUGCUUCGCCUGUGCUGCCUGCGGCCGGGCCAUCGGUGCUGAGAGCUUUGCGGUGGACGAGCAGGGCAAGGUGUACUGCGUGGCUGACUUCUACAGGAAAUUCGCCCCAGUGUGCGGUGCCUGCAAGCGCCCCAUCAUCCCUGAGGAGGACACCUACAAGAUUGAGUGCCUGGGACGUAGCUUCCACGAGAGCUGUUACCGCUGCGAGAGCUGUGGGACGCCGCUGUCGCCGGAGCCGACGGAGGAUGGGUGCUACCCGCUGGGCCACCACCUGCUCUGCAAAGCCUGCCACAUCUGCCGGCGGAACGAGUCGUCCUGCUGAAGUGCAGGCUGUGAGAAGGGCCGUGCCAUUGGGAUGGACCCACCGAGAGAGCGGGACCAGCGUGUCAUCACCAGAGGGUGCCAGGACCCCAAACCGUGCAGCUCGGCCUCUGCCAGCUGCUCAUCACAAGCAGAAAAAGCCCUGGAAGAGCAGUGGUGGUGGAUGAGCUGAGGGUUUGUUCACUUUUUUCUUUUUAAAUCCUUUUUUUGAAGUUGG